This is a messenger RNA of Diatraea saccharalis (sugarcane borer), 1554 nucleotides long. Lineage: Eukaryota; Metazoa; Arthropoda; Insecta; Lepidoptera; Crambidae. The record is from the annotation of a GenBank genome assembly.
AUGUUAAGGCGACUAUUCAUAUUAGUAAUUUUAAAAGUGUGUUUUGCAUAUAAAAUUCUGGUGGUGUUCCCAAUACCUGGUAGCAGCCAUGCCAUUUUGGGUGAAGGGUAUGUAAGGCACCUUUUAGAAGCUGGCCAUGAGGUGACUUAUAUUACACCGUUACCUCGACUUCGACCAUCUCCGAACCUCCGGCAAAUUGAUGUCUCUGCUAACUUUGAAGUAUCGCCUUUAGGUGAAGUUAUACAUAUAGAAAAAUUGAUGAGGAAAGAAAUUGACAUGACAAAUCUAUAUGUCGUGAAAGAUAUGAUGAUCGCCUUCGCCAACGCAACAAUUAGAAACCCGAACGUGAAACGACUCAUGGAUAACCCUGACGAGAGAUUCGAUGCCGUCAUAGUAGAAUGGCUUUUCACGGAAAUAUAUUCGGGCUUUUCCUCAGUUUUCCAGUGUCCUCUGAUCUGGUCCUCAUCGAUGGAGCCCCACACUUUGGUGUUAUGGCUGAUAGACGAGGCGCCAAGUCCAGCCUACGUACCAGAUAUUAUAUCUUCGAUAAAGCUGCCAUUCGAUUUUUGGAAGAGAGUUAAAAAUCUAUGGAUAUUUAUGGAAAGGAUUUUACUCAAUUGGUCAGCACUCUCGAAAGAGUCAAGUAUUUACGACGCAGGAUUUGGACCGUCUGCAAUUAAGAGAGGAGUCAAGUUAUCACCCCUCGCAGAAGUUAUGUACAAUGGUUCUUUGAUGUUGGGAAAUUCUCAUGUGUCACUUGGUCAACCCAUAAAACUACCGGCCAAUUACAAAUCAAUUCUGGGUUAUCAUAUUCCACAAAAAAUUGACCCUCUACCUGAGUCAAUCCAACGAGUAAUGGAUAACGCACGUAAUGGUGUCAUCUACUUCAGUAUGGGUUCAAUGCUGAAUAGUACGACUUUUCCUUCAAAAUUAAAAAAAGGUCUGCUGGAAAUGUUUGGUGGGUUGAAACAGACCGUAUUGUGGAAGUUCGAAGAGGCAGUGCCAGACUUGCCGAAGAACAUCCAUAUUGUGCAAUGGGCGCCACAACAGAGCAUCCUUGCCCAUCCAAAUUGUGUUUUGUUCAUCACUCAUGGAGGUCUUCUCUCUUUGACGGAAGCUGUACACUUUAAGAAGCUUGUGAUUGGUGUUCCAAUGUUUGCCGACCAGUUUCUGAAUAUGGACAGGGUCGUUGGCAAAGGCUUCGGAAAAAGAGUCGAUCUUGAUUGGGAUUUUGUAGAUAAUCUCAGAGUUGCAAUCGCAGAGAUUAUUGAUAAUCCAAGAUACUGCGAUGCAGCUGAAGAGAUUUCAUUCGUAUACCACCACCGUCCCGUGUCGCCAGGGUCAGAGCUGGUACACUGGGUGCAGCAUGUGGCCAGAACCCAAGGUGCGCCUCAUCUGCGCUCGUCAGCGUUACAUGUGCCGCUCUACCAGAAGAUGUAUCUAGAUCUAGCUGCUGUUGUAUUAAUUAUAAUUAUUGUUAUAACCAAACUUAUUAAAACACUCUUCAGAAAAAAGAGCACAGAGAAAAAUCACAAGAAGAAUCUAAAAAAGUAA